AUCCAAUCCGAUGGAAUUCAUACACUGCCGCUGGCUGCUGACUGGCUGGUUUGUCUCCCCACUCACAGGCACACAGAGACACUCAGCUGUGUACAGCUAGAGCCAGAGAGACACUGAGGGCAGCCACAAAGCAGGAAAAUGAGCAACUCAGGGUUUGAAAACAAGGAUGGACAAGAGCCUUUAAGAUAUAUCAGUAAACAGGAAGCAGAAGCCUUAGAAACAGAAUUACUGGAAGACUACCGUUUUGGGAAACAGCAGUUUAUCGAAAUACUGGGGCACAGCUGUGCAAUGGCUGUAACAAAGGUGUACCCACUGAAAACCCUUCCUAAGAAGCAACCAACGGUUUUGAUUAUCUGUGGUUCAGAGGAGAAUGGUGCUAUUGGCCUUGUCUGUGCCCGGAAUCUUCGUACUUAUGACUAUGAACCUACAAUCUUCUACCCCAAGAAAUCACUUGAUAAUAUGUACAAAGACUUUACAAUUCAGUGUGAGAAGAUGGAUAUCCCCUUUUUAUCCUACCUUCCGACAGAAGUGCAGUUAAUUAAUGAUGCCUAUAAUCUAGUGGUGGACGCAGUGCUGGGCAUUGAGGCAAAUAGCGAAGAAGGUAAUAAAGAGCCAUGGGUCACUAUUUUGGGAAUAAUGAAGCAGAUAAAGAUACCCAUUAUCAGUCUGGAUAUUCCAUCAGGCUGGGAAGUGGACGCUGGAAAUACUGAAGGCAUCGAUCCUGAGGUUCUCAUUUCCCUUUCUGCACCCAAGAGAUGUGCCAUCCAAUUUUCUGGGAAACAUCACUUUGUGGCAGGGAGGUUCCUGCCCUAUGAUAUACAGAAGAAAUUUGAAUUGAACAUACCAAAGUAUUCUGAGACAGACUGUGUGGUGGAGAUUUAGAAUGAAAAAUCCGUUUUUAAAUCUGUCAAUAAAUGUGUACAUUUUCUGUA
Molecule: messenger RNA, 932 nt
Organism: Rana temporaria (common frog)
Lineage: Eukaryota; Metazoa; Chordata; Amphibia; Anura; Ranidae
Gene: YJEFN3
Product: YjeF N-terminal domain containing 3
Exons: 6
Coding region: 139-882 (247 amino acids)
Cellular component (GO): mitochondrion
Molecular function (GO): NAD(P)HX epimerase activity
Source: RefSeq, a predicted model, not a curated record